This is a messenger RNA of Mercenaria mercenaria, 1215 nucleotides long. RefSeq lists its product as uncharacterized. Gene Ontology annotation, cellular component: endoplasmic reticulum lumen. Gene Ontology annotation, molecular function: protein N-acetylglucosaminyltransferase activity. Bases 1 to 1215 code for a protein of 404 amino acids. The record is from RefSeq and is a predicted model, not a curated record. NCBI's taxonomy places the organism in Eukaryota, Metazoa, Mollusca, Bivalvia, Venerida, Veneridae. The transcript has a single exon.
AUGCGAAAGACUGAAAACAGUACCACAUGGAUAACUCAAAAUCUAACGAAAUUUGACCAUCCGUUACUUGAUAAUAUAAGGAAAGAUAAGCAUACAUUCUGUAAUGGCAGAUUUAUUUCUCAUAAUGGAUAUUUCGCAGUACUAACACAUGUUGUCAUUGAUAAAAAUCAAAGUACCUCUCAGAGACGAGGCGGUGAAAACGUAAGUGAGGUUCUAAAUCGGAACAAGGAAAACGAAUUUAUUAAAACAACAUACGGAUUUUUCAAAGUGUUUUGCGAAUCUAAACCAGUGAAGACAUUUUCCCCUAGUAGUGGUCAUUUAAAAGAGUGGGAAGAAUCCUUAGAAUUUUUAGAAUUAAGCAGUGAUAUACCUUCGGUGAGGACAGAGGACAUGGUAACAUUUGCUAUAGUACGUUAUGAUUAUGCUAAUUUGUACUGGGUCAUGGUAGACUUGUACGAUAUAUACUUUCUGACCACAUUUUUGGGUUUAAAUCCAAAUAACAUUCAUAUUCUGAUUGUGGAUGCCCAUCCAGUGUCCAUACCGGAUGAUAUAUGGUGGAUACUGUUUCCAAAAGUAACAAGAAUUGGGCAGGCCAGUAACACAGUUAUGUUUAAAACUCUGGUUUGGGGACUACACAGAGGAAAUAGUCCUCUGUUAAAGAAUGGCGAUUUCAAUAUGUUUCCGCUCUUAGAAGAAUUCAAACAUUUUGUAUUAUCAAAGACAGAUCCGCUGCAAAAUCUGUCAGAUAUUAAUUGUAAUAACGUAACGGUAACAAUAGUUCUUAGAAGGAAUUAUGUUGCUCAUGCAAGAAAUCCAUCAGGAAGAGUUGGUCGCAAAAUAUUCAAUGAACAAGAAUUGUUGAAAAAUGUUUCCAAGGCUUUGAAAGGUCACACUGUAACAGGAAUUCAGCUAGAUCUACUUCCAAUUGACAAACAGAUUCGAUUAGCAUCACGCACAGAUAUUCUUGUUGGCAUGCAUGGAGCAGGACUGUCGCACGUGUUGUUUGUACCCAUCCAUGCUUGUUUGAUAGAACUUUUUCCAAUUACUCAUUCAACACUUAGUCACUUUGAAUUCAUAGCCAGGUGGAGAAAAAUAAAAUACGCCAAAUGGCAAAAUAAAGAUAAAAGUAUGGAAAUAGAUCAAGACACAACAAAGGUUGAUACAGAGAAGGUUGCUGCUUUGGUACUUAACGCAUAUCACCAAAUGUGUCCAUGA